GUCAUAUACAUAAUUCGCAAACAUGGAUCAUUAAUCAUACAACAAUUUGAAUGGAAUUCAAGAUUUACACCGUUCCAUUCUCUGCCUACCCAAGGGUACAUUAUGCAUGCAAACACUUGGAACCACUUCUACGUAGGUAUAAUGAUCUUACCAAUGAGAUCCAACUAGAAAAAUGGACUACCCCAAUCGAGAUGCCUUUCAAAGAUCGCAUGAACAAACAGACGUUCCAGCUAUGUCUACAAUCCUUGGACGGUGAUCGAGAUAUUGAUAUCAGAAAUGUAACAAAACAAAACCAUUUACAUGAUUGCAUUACAGAAAAAUGCGCUACUGUUAAAGAGCUUUCACAAAAAAGAUGUCUCCAAAAAUCUUUUGUUGUUAUUGUUGCUUCUGAUAUGAAUGAAGAUGACAUACCAGAGGGCAAGAACGUGAAGCUUAUCUGCUUGAGAGGCAGUGAUAAUCAAAAAGCCACUAAAGAAAUGCAGAUUGUUUCCAAAGAACAAGUUUACAAAACAGUUAGCGAAUUAAUGGAAUUGAAUUUGUACAAAGCCCCAGAAAUGAAGAAUAAAUGUGAAUGUCUGUUGCAUAUUUUGGACGCCAUAUUUCAUGUCGAUAAAGAUAAACAGAAAGUGUCAUCUCUUAAACGUUCGAAGUCUGAAGACAACAUGAUAUGCAGAACGGAUGAAUCAACCAGCGACCUUAUUCUAGAGCGAUCUACAUCAUAUAUGGAGAAGAGUAUAUCUGAAGGUACUGAAAGAGGGGAACUAUAUACAAAAACAUUUAUAAAGAAACUGCGGGACGAUUUAAACAAAUCAAAGCAGAAACAAAAGGAUAAGAAAGGACACAUUUUGAAGCAGUUGCCGGUAACUCGUGAUAAGAAUUGUUUAUUGGAUGAAGAGCUUAUUCAGAAAAUAGAGCGCCUCUCUGAUGAAAUGCUUGGAAUGUUUAGCCGAAGUUCUGUUCCAAAAAAUGAAAGGCCACAGCUGGGAGUGCUUCAGGGCGGGCAGAUCAGCAAACAGUUGAAGAAAGAUCUUCACAACAUAAGUCCGUCCAUAAGGAGUUGCGGAUACCGCGGUUGCACGUUAGUCAUUUUUGUAGAUAAAGAUUGCGAUCCGCAGAAUUUAAAAACUAGCCUGAAAAACCUGCUUCUGAGGGAUCACAAUAUCGUAUCUUUUUCCGUAGAACCGUUGAAUAUCAAAGAAUUUUGUAAGGUUGGGUCAGAAGGUCAAGCAAUUUUUGGUAAUGGCAUACCCAGGUAUGGAACUUUAGGUGGAUUUGGUUAUUCUAAGUCAUGCAGUAGUAAAGGAAGCAAAACAAUCGGGUUAGUGUCUCGACAUGUCUUUAACAUUGGUAACUGUCCUGCAACCUGUGCACUCAUCCAUUCUGAAGGGAAAACAACAGAAGCAUCUGUUGAUAUUGAUAAAUCAUUUGCUGAUAAUCACGAAAUUGUCUUAGAUAUUGCGGCAAUUUCCUUCAAGGAGGAUAAAUCUAAAUUCGACACAACAUAUAAAACAUCAGAAAACAAAAGUGCAAAAGGUGUUUUAACUACAUACACCACGGAACAAAUGAAGGGGCUUCCAGUUCAAAUAUGUGGAGCGUGGACACCAUUAGGACGUGGAACUGUAACAAUGCCAAAGAUUGAAGGUGUAAGAGAUAGAUGUAUGGAUGAAAAUUUUAUUUUUGUCGAAGAUAACAUCACUGAAGGAACUGAAGGAAAGGAAAAGGAGGUUUUCUGUAAAGAACUUGAUAGUGGCGCAAUAGUUUGUACAGACGAUCAAGAUAAUCCAGAUAACGUACAGUUAAUUUCAAUGGUAAUUGGGGAAAGCAUUCAAAAGAAAGGCUCAUAUGCAACAUUAAAACUAAAAGAAGGAAUCAACCAAGUUGAAGAAGAAACCAAUUCUACCAUUAAACUUUUGUAACUAAUCAUCAGCAUGAUAACUUAUAUUAGUAAAAAACGUAUAGAGGAUAUUGAAUGAGUGUACAUUAAAUUCUAAAUUUAUUGAACGAGUUUUAUACAACGAGUUCAAUAAUUUAGUAUUGAAUUUACACGAAUAUAAUAUUCUAUAUAUCACAUAUAAAAAAUUAGAACGGUAAAAUGUUAAAAAGAGCCAUUUUUUUCAUUUAAAAAUAUAAUAUGAUUUUUUUUCAAAACGGCUCAUAUUAAGUUUUUUUAUAUAUAAGACCAGAACAUGUGCUGGGAUUUACAAAUAUACAUUUUAUUUGGAUUUUAAAGGUGUUUUUAGGUCCACACCCCAAGUGUGUAUAUUUUUAUAGACGUUGAAAUAUGAUUUCUUUUUCAAAAUGGCUUAUAUAAAGUUUUAUAUGAUCAGUAUAUGUGCUGGAAUUGACAAAUAUACAUUUUAUUUUGAUUUUCAAAAGCGUUUUUAGGUCCACAUCCCAAUUGUGUCUAGAUUGUUUGAUUAUAGAAAUAUGAGAUAAUGAUGCUUUUUUCUUGACAUAGAAAAUAUGAGAGAAUGGUGUUUAUUGUGAAUCAUGAAUGUAAUGGGAUAUAGCGACAACGGACGUUGAUCGUAAAAUUUAGCACAAUCAAUACUUCAUUCCUUGGUAAUUGACUGAGCCGAGCCCCAACAGCUGCUGACAUGAUAACAUUUUAAAAUCCUAUGUGGACUUCAUGGGAACCUGCUGGUACAUGUUUCACCUGCAGCAAACGUUCCCCAUUUUAAUUACAGCUUUCGUAAUUAGAACAUUUGAUUAUCUCCAUGAGUACAUUACUUACGAACUAGUAGAAAUUAAUGCAUACGAUUUUGUGCCUUUAAGAUUCGUUUUAUGAUAUUGAACACAAAA
Messenger RNA from Ruditapes philippinarum (Manila clam), 2802 nucleotides. RefSeq lists its product as uncharacterized. Lineage: Eukaryota; Metazoa; Mollusca; Bivalvia; Venerida; Veneridae. The record is from RefSeq and is a predicted model, not a curated record. Bases 51 to 1916 code for a protein of 621 amino acids. The transcript is spliced from 6 exons.